AUGCCCGUUCACAUUCAAAGUGAACCUCGGCUGGCCACUUGUUUCUCACACAGUUUAGACGAACCGUCGAGAAAUGUUAGCGACCUGAUUUCUGUAGUUCGGGUAGCUGCUGAUGCAGUGGACGAGGCUACAAACAUUUUUCAACGUAUGCGUGAUCUGGCGCUGCAAGCAUCUAACAUGAACAACGCUCAUUCUGUUCGAACUGCAAUUCAAGAAGAGUUUACUGCUCUUUGUAGUGAGCUUAACCGUAUCGCGGAAACCACGUCUUUCGGUGGUAAGACGCUCCUGAACGGUUCCUUCGGAAGCCAGUUAUUCCAAAUCGGCGAGAGUUCCGAUGAGACAGUGGUGAUAACUCUAGGAAACAUACGCGCUAACGCUCAUUCUGUUCGAACUGCAAUUCAAGAAGAGUUUACUGCUCUUUGUAGUGAGCUUAACCGUAUCGCGGAAACCACGUCUUUAGGUGGUAAGACGCUCAUGAACGGUUCCUUCGGAAGCCAGUUAUUCCAAAUCGGCGAGAGUUCCGAUGAGACAGUGGUGAUAACUCUAGGAAACAUACGCGCUGAUUCGGUGGAAAUGGGUGGAAAGAAGUACGUUGCGGAGAACGCUGUGUCGCCGGAUUGGGUUGUGACAACUAGUACCAACUUAUCGCUCCAUUACUCCAACAAGCAUGGUGAAGCGACAUCGAUUACCCUCCAAACUAAACAAGGUGAUCACCUUGAAAACGUCGCAACAUACAUCACUGCUCAAACUGAUGAUAAUACGCAAGCAUUUGUUGGCGAAGACGGAAAGCUGCAGAUAUUCGCCUCUACGCAUAAAGUAAAAGGCGAAAUCACUAUUGGCGGUAAUCUGGGAACUGAAAUCGGCUUUGGGGCAGCGAGGGACGUCACCAUUGAAGACUCUGAUUUGACUUCUACAGGUGGCGCUCAACAAGCGAUGGCCGUUAUUGAUGACGGCGCACUUGAAGCCGUAGAUUGCCAACGUACUGCUUUAGGUGUACUGAGACAGCCUUUGGUCCAUGUGAUUAACAGUCUAGGGAGCAUAGACAAGCAGGUAGCUACGGCUAAAGAUCGAAUCGUGGACAGCGCUGUGGCGAGAGAAUCGACUGAUUUGACGAAGUCGCAGAUGUUGGCGCGAGCGGCAGCUAUGGUUCUGGCGCAAGCGAGACAGUCCCCGUCUUCAGUUCUUAGCUUAGUACACUGA
This is a messenger RNA of Porites evermanni, 1200 nucleotides long. Lineage: Eukaryota; Metazoa; Cnidaria; Anthozoa; Scleractinia; Poritidae. The record is from the annotation of a GenBank genome assembly.